UUGUUUAUUGCUAUUUUGCAUGGAAGAUUUUCCAAUAGAUUGUAAUGCACGAUUCAAUUAUUUUAAAUUUAUUGUUGAAUCAUGCUUGCAAUGCUAAUAUUUUAUCGAAGAUAAUAAUUAGUGAAUAUGUGUAAACAAAACUUGUAUGGAAUGCUUGUAUAAGAUUUUUGGGAAUUCUCAUAAUUGUGCCAUUUUCAGCUACAUACGUAAUGUUUUUGUUCUGGAACCGGUCAUCUUCUCGAAAUGUCAAUCCUGCUGCACAACGUACACGCGAAGCUCUUGGUGAAGAUUUUGUGAGGAAACUAGACGCAUUGCAUGACGAUGCUUUGCGCACGGGUCUAGUAACUACUUUGGAUUUACAGGAGGCGUUUAGGAAAUCUCGCGACGCCGACCAUAAUCCGAAUAGAAUUAAUUUAUGGUAUGUUUUGGGAAUUCUGGCCUUCAUAAUGAUCGUGACGCCUAUAUUUUAUGAGUUAAUUACAUUCCUAUUGGGAGUGCGUUGCUUUCUGCCCAAUAACUAUAUUGUGUGGGAGGCAACGCGGCCCAUAAGUGAUUGCGGGUUCUGCAGAGAUGUUUCAGGACCAAAGAUUUUACAAAAUCUGACACGUGAAGAGUUCGCACCUUUUGCCUAUUCAUCGCAACCAAUUAUAAUAAAAAAUGCAGUUGCACAUUGGACAGCAAAGAAAAUAUUAAAUUUUGAGUUUCUUAAAGAUUUAUAUGAACGUAUCCCCGGCGCCAUCGAUGAAGAAUGUCCUUUUCUGCAUUUUCGCUCGGACCUUAAAUCCGUACGUGAUGUGCUUGCGAUGUCUAGUGCACGUUCCAAUCUAACUGCGGGGCAAACACCAUGGUACGUUGGCUGGAGCAAUUGCCAUCCAAUAGUUUUAGAAGAACUACGUAAACUUUAUCCCCGUCCCCAUUUUUUGCCCGUCGACGCAGAGAUGCCUAACACUGACUAUAUUUUUAUCGGUUAUGAGCAAGGCGAUUUUAUGCAUUUGGAUUAUAUUCCGCGACUUAUGUGGCAAGCUCAGCUUCAAGGUAACAAAAGCUGGAUUGUGGCACCCACACCGGAAUGUGAUCACGUAUGCCAAUCGUUUUCCUUUUAUGUGGAACCCGGGGAUGCAGUGUUGGUCGACACAAGAAUUUGGUAUCACGGAAGUUCUAUACCCAAUAAGGGGCAAUUUGCGCUCACUAUCCAGUCGGAGUAUGGUUGAUAAGUAAAUAAUUCAUAAUCAACAUUUAUAUUUUUAGAGUCGAAUGAAUUUAAUAUAACAAAAUAAGAAUACACAAUUCAAUAUGAAAUAUAUUUUAUCAAAACAGUAAA
Anastrepha ludens (Mexican fruit fly) is the source of this 1321-nucleotide messenger RNA. RefSeq lists its product as uncharacterized. The transcript has 5 exons. The coding region runs from base 210 to 1211 and encodes 333 amino acids. NCBI's taxonomy places the organism in Eukaryota, Metazoa, Arthropoda, Insecta, Diptera, Tephritidae. The record is from RefSeq and is a predicted model, not a curated record.